AUGAGCCCUCCACAGAUUGUUACAAUUCCCACUCCCGUUGACCUACAGAAUGACCAGCAAAAAGGUCCACCGGGAGACUUGGAAUCUGUUGCCAUGGAUGAAAAGAAGAUAGAGACACCCGCCUAUAUGCAAGAUGCCUUUGGUGACGAGGAGUUUGCCGAAGUCAAGUACAAGGUGUUGAAGUGGUGGCAAUGUGGGCUACUCAUGGUGGCCGAAACGGUAUCCCUGGGUGUUUUGUCGUUACCCGCUGCCGUGGCAGGGUUGGGCCUGGUUCCUGCCAUCGUUGUUUUGAUUUGCUUGGGUAUAUUGGCUACAUAUACUGGAUAUGUGAUCGGCCAGUUUAAAUGGAAAUAUCCGCACAUUUCCAACAUGGCGGACGCUGGUGAGGUGCUCGCUGGCCGAUGGGGGCGAGAACUGCUAGGCAUUGGCCAGAUGUUGUUUCUGGUCUUCAUCAUGGCUAGUCACUUGCUUACCUUUACUAUUGCUAUGAACAAACUCACCGACCAUGGGACAUGUUCAAUUGUGUUCGGUGUAGUUGGCAUGAUCGUUUCGUUCAUUCUUUCAUUGCCACGUACACUGGCCAAGAUGUCGUGGCUCUCACUCGUUUCUUUCAUCAGUAUCCUUUCGGCAGUCAUUAUUGCCAUGAUUGGCGUGGGGAUCCUGCACCCUGGAAAUAAAGUCGAAGCUGUCGUUGAAACGGAUUUGGUCCACGGUUUCACCGCCGUUACCAACAUUGUGUUUGCAUUCUCUGGACAUGCCGCGUUCUUCGGUCUCGCAGCUGAAUUGAAAGACUCCCGCGACUUCCCCAAGGCCCUGUGUCUCCUACAAGGUGUCGAUAUCAGCUUGUAUUUGAUAGCCGCAGUUGUCAUCUACCGCUAUGGUGGUGCCAGUGUUGCCUCUCCUGCACUUGGGUCCGCCAGCCCUAUUGUGUCCAAGGUAGCCUACGGCAUUGCUCUACCAACAAUCAUCAUCGCUGGUGUCAUCAACGGCCACAUCGCCUUCAAAUACGUCUACAUCCGUAUCUUCCGCGGGACCGACCGCAUGCAUAAACGAGACUGGAUAGCCAUCGGCUCCUGGGUAGGCAUCGGUCUGACCCUGUGGGUCCUCGCCUGGAUCAUCGCCGAGGCCAUCCCCGUCUUCAGUAACCUGCUGAGUCUGAUCACGGCCCUGUUCGCCUCGUGGUUCACCUUCGGCCUUAGCGGGAUGUUCUGGCUGUACAUGAACAGAGGCCUGUAUUUUUCUUCGCCGAGGAAGAUUUUCCUGACCGGUCUCAAUAUUUUUAAUGUGGCGGUCGGGGCUAUUCUGUGCGGUCUCGGCCUCUACGUCUCUGGAAAGGCCAUCCACGAUGAUCCUAGCAGUGCUAGUUUCUCUUGUGCGAAUAAUGCCUAG
Aspergillus tanneri is the source of this 1389-nucleotide messenger RNA. Its product is annotated as neutral amino acid permease. Gene Ontology annotation, cellular component: vacuolar membrane. Gene Ontology annotation, molecular function: amino acid transmembrane transporter activity. Gene Ontology annotation, biological process: amino acid transmembrane transport. The transcript is spliced from 7 exons. The record is from RefSeq and is a predicted model, not a curated record. Bases 1 to 1389 code for a protein of 462 amino acids. NCBI's taxonomy places the organism in Eukaryota, Fungi, Ascomycota, Eurotiomycetes, Eurotiales, Aspergillaceae.